Molecule: messenger RNA, 728 nt
Organism: Polypterus senegalus (gray bichir)
Lineage: Eukaryota; Metazoa; Chordata; Cladistia; Polypteriformes; Polypteridae
Product: E3 ubiquitin/ISG15 ligase TRIM25-like
Exons: 2
Coding region: 51-728 (225 amino acids)
Molecular function (GO): zinc ion binding
Source: RefSeq, a predicted model, not a curated record
UCCUUGUUUACCCGACUGACUCUCCCUGCCUGCUUCUCCUCUGACUAACAAUGGCUGAAGGCCAGCAGUUUGAAUUCGAAGAGGAGUUCACCUGCCCGGUGUGUCUGGAGAUCCUCAGUGACCCCGUCUCAAUCCCCUGUGGACACAAUUUUUGUCUGACGUGCCUCACCAGCUACUGGGAUGUGAGCCGAGUGUGCAGUUGUCCUCAGUGCAGAAGAACUUUUGCUCCAAGGCCUGAAUUGUGCAGAAACACCGUGCUGAAAGAAGCCAUCAAGAAACUGAAGAGGCCGGGAUUCGGUUCUCCUCGAUCUCGGAAUUACGGCAGCUCCACAGACGUGACGUGUGACGCCUGUACCGGGAAGAAGUUCAGAGCCGUGAAGUCUUGUUUGACCUGCAUGGCCUCUUUCUGUCAGAGACACCUGCAGCCUCACUUUGAAGGAGACGCCCUGAAGCACCACAAGCUGGUUGACUCGGAUCGAAACCUGAAGGAGAAACUCUGUGCCAAGCAUCAGAGAAGUCUGGAAAUAUUUUGCAAAACGGAUGAGACUUGCAUCUGCACCAUGUGUGUGGUGACUAAACAUAGUGGCCAUAAAAUGGUCAAGCUGGAGACAGAAAGAGGGCAAAAACAGCGCAGUCCUCGGUCCUUCGGGCUCCUUCGGGAUCCUUCGGGCUUCUUCGGCAUCCUUCGGGCUUCUUCGGCCUCUAGAGCGCGCAUGCGCGGGAGUUAG